Molecule: messenger RNA, 2614 nt
Organism: Homalodisca vitripennis (glassy-winged sharpshooter)
Lineage: Eukaryota; Metazoa; Arthropoda; Insecta; Hemiptera; Cicadellidae
Product: icarapin-like
Exons: 5
Coding region: 95-1060 (321 amino acids)
Source: RefSeq, a predicted model, not a curated record
AUAACCGCUCCCGGACGACCGCCACCAUCAGUCCGCCAGUUAGUCAGUAACAGUUCACACACAUACAGUUACACAUACAGCCGGUGCCAGAAACAUGAGGUGCGUUCUGCUUUGUGUGUUCGCCCUGUGCGCAGUCGCCAUCGCCUACCCCAGGAGUACCCGGGAAGAUGCGAAGGAAGAUGAGAGCUUGGACGACGCCGAGGUUGUCGUUGUACCCCUGAACCGAGAACGACGACCGUCCUUCAGCUUCGGCUUGGCCGACGACCUGGUACCACCCCCGUUUGAGCAGCACCCCUUCUUCCGCGUCCGUCCGUGGGACGCCCCCGCUGGCCCUGCAGGUGACGAGGUCAACGACUUCAUGACUCAGAUGCAAGACAUGCUGAAGGAGAUGCGCAAGCAGCUGACAGACCUUAUCCAGCACCACCAGCAACAUCAUCCUGAUGGCACAGAGGUUGGCACCAGGAUUGGAGAAGACGAUCUGCCACAGAACAAGUCAACAUCCACAACCAAGGUGAUUGAUGGCCAUGUUGUGACUGUGAACGAGACAACAUUCUCCAGUGGUGAUGACAACAUUGGAGCAGUGUUCCGCAUUAAGGUCGUCGAAGUCAAGCCCUCUGAGAGUCCUGACGUUGAUACUGAGCUCCUCCCUGAAGGCUCUCCGGAGAUUGAGGAUAAGUCUGGGGAACCCAAAGCCCCCGAACCCACAACCAGCAAGUCCGAACUCGAAGAAGACAAACACGAAGAAACAAACGAAAUCCCUAACCAGAAGGUCCUUUAUGAAUGGAGUGACGACAUCGACCCCUCCUUCAAUGAAAUCGAAGGCCUUAACUACGUCUCUGAAGGUGGUGAAGAGUUCUCCGUGGACAGUUUCACCCCAAAUAAAAAGGAGAACUAUUACGACCUGAGCAGUGAUAUUGACGUCAACGACUACGUGUCAGAGCACGCAGACAGGCAGGGGCUGGUCAUGAUAGAUCCAGAUGCAGAAUUCGUAGAGACCGACCCAAACUCGUACUACCACUACGAUAGAGUGCCACAGAGGCUUCAGCGAUUCACUAAUUGAGUGAAAGUUAAGGCUGUAGUCGAAUGAGCUCAUAACUUUGCCAUGACUUGACUAAACUCUUUUGCACUACCUAAACACAGUAUGUUAAUUUGUAAAUAUUUAGAAUAAAACAAUUUUACUCUAAAUAUCUGAUAUGCUAUGGUAUGAAUAAAUUACAAUGUUUAGGAAUGUGCAACUGAGUUUAGUUUUAAUAUUUAAUUCAGUGUUUAAGUGUUAAAACAAAAAAAUCAUUUGAUGCAAAUGACAAAAUUUAGUAUUUAAUGGAAAAUUAGAUUGUUUUGUGAUUAAUAAGCCUAUUUUUCAUCACACUGUCCUAAAAUAACUGGUUUGAAAACCAAAAUUAUUAUGUUUCCAUAUCACUAGUACCAACACUUGAUGUAUUUGGUACAUAAUUAAUUUUUACAAGUUUGGUGAAACUUUCACACACAAGAAUUUUAUGAUGGACUGGGAAAACCUUUAGUACAAAAUAAGAACAAUACUUUUUAUUGUUAUACAGCAAAGGCAAAACUUAAUACAUUCAAAUGAUAAAAUUAGUUUUGCAUUUGAGGUUAGUCGUGAACACUUUAGACUUGGUUUUAAUUAUUUUCUGGUAUAACUACUAUCCAAGCAAACCAUAUAAAGAAGAAUGCUGCAAGUAUUUUGUAUUUUAUGCCUAAAUUAGUAUCUUACUAUAAGAUUUCUUUCUUACUUCACCCAGCAACCUCACCAUUACUUUCUUGGCUUGUAGAAUAUAUGUUACAGUAUUUAAUUUGAUCCUUUAAGCAAAUCAGUUAAUUAUAGCUUUUCUUAGAGGCUUUGCACUUACAAAUUUCCUUUAUUAUCUAGCUCAUCUUGGGAGAUUUCUUGAGGCAUAUAAACUCUUGUGUCUUAAUCUAUUUAUUAAACAUCACUUUUAAAUGCAAUAUCAUGAAGAGUUUGGUUACAUAGAGGUUUUUGCAGAAUGACAAAAAAUAUUUAUACCUCUCCUCAACAGUGCUUUUUCAGUAUUAGAUGGAAAUCGAAACUUGUGUGUCAUCCUCACAUAUUGGUCUUAUUUUAACUGCUUAAACCGUUUUUGCUUAUAGUGAUGAAAUAAUAAUUAUAACUCCAACACCUUCUUUGCUAAAAUAAACCUUAUCUUAUCUUAUUUACAGGUAACUGAGUGAAUGUUAAAAUCUCCUAUAGUUUUAGUUUUAUAAAUGGUUGUUUUAUGAUUUCUUGCCAUUGUUUCUUUUCUUGUUAUAUUACUUUUAAGCUAAGACUGUCAAGAUCUGAAUAUAGGUGAAUAGCAUUUUAGUUGGAAAAAGGGAUAGGGAAUUGUUAAUGUGCUAAUCAGUAUGGUGAUCAGUAUUAAUGAUAGUGUUAAGAUUGUAAAUGUUAUUCUAUUUAUUCUAUUAUAAGUAUUAUAAAUUGUUUUCAGUGUUGAGAUACAAUGUAGUAUGCAAUAGACCAAAGUGAUUAUGGACUUUUUAAAGUAUAGUCUUAACUUGAUGUUUUAUAUCAGAAAAAAUAAGUUACUGUUACUUAUCCACUAGAAUAUUCAAUUCAUUUUUAAUAAAUAUAAUGUUUUUCGUA